Suillus fuscotomentosus is the source of this 1670-nucleotide messenger RNA. RefSeq lists its product as uncharacterized. The transcript has 2 exons. The coding region runs from base 49 to 1509 and encodes 486 amino acids. The record is from RefSeq and is a predicted model, not a curated record. Gene Ontology annotation, cellular component: SCF ubiquitin ligase complex. Gene Ontology annotation, biological process: SCF-dependent proteasomal ubiquitin-dependent protein catabolic process. Lineage: Eukaryota; Fungi; Basidiomycota; Agaricomycetes; Boletales; Suillaceae.
CCGGUUUACAUGAAACCUUGUCUUGAGUCCUGACUCUACCGUACCCCAAUGAUGCAUCAAGCUUUACUUGUUCCCGAAGUCAUCCUGGAGAUAUUCGCCUAUGUGAACACAAUACCAUCUACUCAAACAUCGACCCAGAAAUUGUUUGCAGGGCUUGCAAGGACAUGCAAAAUCUUCUAUGAGCCUGCGAUGGAUUUGUUGUGGGUUGAAAUCCAUGAGUUAGAACCACUGCUAGGUUGUGUAGCGAGGCUACAUCCACUGAUAUAUCAUCAUAGUCGUACAAGGUGGAACGAGCCCUGGGCGAAAGAUGUCGAGCCAUUAUCUGCCCAUGAGGUCCAUCAAUUUCUGCGUCACUCCUCCCGUAUACGCACAUUGGACAUAAAAUCCGAACAUCCGCACCUUCUCUCUGUCAUCCCUGCCGAGGCAUGCAUUUUUCCGAAGCUGAAGUCAUUAAGUCUUUCCACCACAUAUUUGAACCACUUUCUGCCUCACAUGCUGCACCGAUGUCAUCUAUUGAGCGUCGACGAGGGUCUGCAAUCUUUUGUGACACGUUGCAUUGCUCUGGAGCAUCUACGCAUCUACACUCCUGAAAUAUGCGAUGGCGACAGCACAGCAGAUGAGCUGUCCCCGCUAUCUGAUAGGAUUCAUUGGUGCACGCAGCUUGUAACUCUGGCUUGUCCAAUGCUCGACUGGGCAACAUGGAAGCACCUCUCCUCCCUCCCUACUCUUCUCAAAUUGAGAAUUGAGCAAGGGUGUAAUGACCCUUCUUCGUUGUCAAAACGAGAUAUCGUGAAUCUAUCAUUCCUUAACAUCACAACCCUUUUUUUUCAAGAGCUCUACGAUCCUAAAGAUAUCAUCACAGUCAUGCAACACUCGCAAUUUCCCUCGCUGAAAGAGUUCGCGUUUGAAGCCAACUAUUUCUUUUCAGAACAGGCCGAGCAACUCUUUCAUGCUCUGUCCCACUGUCGGACUCUAGAAGAAAUCUCCAUUUGUUCUUAUGAUGACGAAUUCAUGGGAAACGACGGAUCUUUGACACCAAUUCCGCAUUUCCUUUGCUUCACACAGCUCCGAACCCUGAAGCUCAUGUUGAAUAAUUUUCACAUCUACCUGGACAAUGAUAUGCUCUUGCAAGCUAUGUCUAGUUGGCCGCACAUCCGCACCCUGGAAAUCGAUGACUCUGCUUUUUCUUCCGAAGUCACCCUCCGUGGAUUAUUCACAGCGCUCGGUCUAUGUCCACAAUUGCAUACACUACAAGUUCCAAUCAAGAUUGCAACUAUCGACAUCGAUCCUGAUGCUGAGCCAAUACAACAUACCUCCCUACGAUCAUUGGAUUUGGAGUCAUCCGAGUUUCAAAUAGCGGAUGCUGAAAUUAUCGCUCGCAUCAUUUCCGCCUGGCUCCCUUGUAUCGACCAAGUUCAAAACCUAUAUGGUUUAAGUUGGGUUGAAGUCAACAGGCAUCUUAGAUCUUUGAGAGCGGCUACUGCGCCGCAUGUCGUGGGAGCCUCCUAGAAUAUUUGGGUUUGGAAUACAUUCACGAAUGUUGUUACAUACCUUCGAGUUCUUUCAUUCAUUCGUUAUCGUUGUCGUCGCUGUUGACUGUAGUUAUGAAUGGCUGUACUAGUACUUCUGCAUAAUCGCCAACAACUCACUGGUUCAGUCCUUUUGAUAUC